Messenger RNA from Colletotrichum graminicola M1.001, 942 nucleotides. RefSeq names its product fumarylacetoacetate hydrolase. Lineage: Eukaryota; Fungi; Ascomycota; Sordariomycetes; Glomerellales; Glomerellaceae. The transcript is spliced from 3 exons. Bases 1 to 942 code for a protein of 313 amino acids. Gene Ontology annotation, molecular function: acetylpyruvate hydrolase activity. The record is from RefSeq and is a predicted model, not a curated record.
AUGAUAACUCCCAGGUGGAGGCGUCUCGUGCGAUUCAUCGCAGAGGACGAUUGGAAGGAGUAUAUCGGAGAGCCGAUUGAUGAGAACGUGGAUGUUGGAGCCGCCCUAGCUGCAUCGAUUCCAGUCUCAGCUCGUGUCUUUACCGGAACCUCAGCACUUGAUGCCUUGGCAGAGCCGACAUCAAGAAUACUCAAAAUCCAGAAGCUUCUACCACCUCUGACACGGAAGGAAAUCGGCACCAUUCGGUGCAUCGGCCUCAACUACCGCAAACACGCCAAGGAGAUGAACCUUGAACUCCCGGAACACCCCACUCUCUUCUUCAAGCCAGCCAGCUGUCUGAACGCGUCAAACGCGCCGCUUCUUAUCCCUCACCAAGCAACCGACUUGCAAGCCGACUAUGAGGCUGAACUCGCGCUCGUCAUCGGCCGCGACGCAAGGAACGUCAGUGUCGAGAACGCCAUGGACUAUGUCCUGGGCUACAUGUGCUCCAACGACGUAACGGCAAGAAAACACCAGUUUGCGGGUGCCCAGUGGGGAUUCGGCAAGGGGUUUGACGGCUUCGCGCCGAUGGGACCCUGCAUCGUUAGCGCGAGCAGUCUGCCGGACCCCUCAGUCAUCGAACUCAAGACCGUCCUCAAUGGCGAGGUUAUGCAAGAAGGAAAGGGGGACGAUAUGAUCUUCUCCAUUGCCGAGAUUGUGGCUUAUCUCUCUCAGGGCACGACACUGGAAGCAGGAACAGUGAUCAUGACUGGAACGCCUCACGGAAUCGGCGUGAGCAGGAGUCCGCCGGUCUUCCUGGCGCCUGGGGAUGAUCUUCGCAUUGUGAUGAGCCACGGGCUGGGCAGUUUAGUGAACAAGGUGGAAUACGAAGAGAAGCCCCAGAAGGAAACUAAUGGAAUGAGCGGGCAUGUCAAGGACGUCAAGGUUAACGGUGUUCACUGA